AUGACAUACUGCGUUGCGCCUACUUUGACCCAUCACUUCGAGCAGCAGUGCACCAAGGGCCAUGCUGGUCAGUCCGAAGGAGCAAGCGAUGAGAGCUUCGUCAGUAUUGAGCAGCUUCAGGAGAUGCUAGAGUCCUAUCGGAAUGUCAUCACGGACAAAUCCAACCAUGCAACAGAUCUUGAGCACGAGAACAAGAAGUUGAAAGAGCAAUUGAGCUCGGUCAGCGGAGACUCGCGAUGGAAACUAUCCAGCUUUCUCGGCAGGUUUAGUAAUGAGAAAGCUCUUUGCACUCAUGACACUGAGGAAUACGACACCUACAUCAGCGAGCUUGAGGCCAGGCUCGAGAAUGCCGAGCACAAGUGCGUCGAGCUAGAAGUAAUCAUCAAUCAUCAGGCCGCCGAGCUCAGGAAUGCCGAGCAAAAGUUCAUCGAGCAGGAAGCUAUCAUCAAGCAUCAGGCCGCCAAGUUUGCCAGAGAUCUUGAGGAGCAGAAGUUUAAAGAUCCCGUUGGUUACACGAAGGUCUCGGACAACGAGAUCGAAUCCAAAUGGAAGCAGCUGCGAUUUCUGGUUCGACAAUUUGAGGAGAGCCACUUCCCCCAGUCCAUCGAUUGGGAGACUGCCAAUUCGCUAGCCUUCUUGAAGUCAAUUCCUACAGCUACCAAAUACCAGGCAAUGUCGCCGCGUUUUCUAUCCGCUCAUUCGGGCAGCGUAUUUAUGGAACUAUCUUCACCACUACAUCUUUCGCAUCCAGGCCACUUACUGGAAUGGGUCACUUGGUUCGUCUCUUUCCAUCCCACCAUUGACGGCAAGGAGCAGGACGUCCCUUGCCAGAAACCCACACGGGAGAGUUUUCAUGAAUGGCGGUCCCAAACUGUGCGAUUUGCCAACAUGGUCCCACACCGGAACUAUCUCCCUGUUCUUGUGAAACUCAGAGAUGUGGUGGCCCAGGAUACCAAAGAGGAUGCGGUGAAUGCCGCUGUCACCGAGAUCAUCACGCUUGCAGCAGAACUAGACACGAUUUUCCGCACAUCAACGGCAGACUUUACGAUCGUCAUCAGUGAUGCCUGGCCUGAUUCUCUUCUUGACGAAAAUUACAGGUUCGGGUUUCCAUUCGAUCCAGAUAUGAUGGAGCCAACGCGCCGUCUUCGUCCUCCGCCUCACUGUUCGAAGAGAAACGAGUCGAUGAAUGUCGACCUUGUUAUUGCCCCCGGGAUCGUCAAAUGCGGGACUGCGGACGGGAAGCAUUACGACAAAAAGAGGGUUCUCGUUAAGCUUGAGGUGAUAUACGAUAAGCAAACCACGCAGGAUGGGAUUUCUAUUCCGAAGAAGGUGAAGACAUUGGGUUAG
Molecule: messenger RNA, 1347 nt
Organism: Podospora pseudopauciseta
Lineage: Eukaryota; Fungi; Ascomycota; Sordariomycetes; Sordariales; Podosporaceae
Exons: 4
Coding region: 1-1347 (448 amino acids)
Source: RefSeq, a predicted model, not a curated record